UUACAUCCCAGGCAAUGCAUUGAAAACCUGUAUUUUUGUUUGGUGAUGCUUAGUCUUUCUGAUUCGAUGAACCAUUUGAACCUCUCUGAGCAGCGACAGCAAUACAUUUGGCAGUUUUCAGGAAACCAUGGGACCUGGUUCGACUACAAGAAGCGGAGAGGAACAGACACCGAAUGUUCAGUCAGCAGUCAGGAGAUUGAAUCAGAAUACCUGCAGAACCAGCAAAGCAGCGUGAUCUUCUACGUUGGUAACAGCAAGUACAAACUGGACUUCUCAGCCAUGAUUCAGACAAAUCUCUCAACUGGUACCACACGGACUGUCCGUCGAAUUCCCUUCUCUCCGUAAAGUGCCGCGGAACGAGGUGAACUGUAUCCAGUUGCUGGUCCUUGGUGCUGCUGUGGGAAAACAAAUCAAAGAUAGUUCACAGCAGUAAUCGAUAAACCAACUCUGAGCAAUGAACGCACUGGUCUCCGGUUCCCUGUACCGCCAACUCUGCAGUUAAAUGAUGGAUCUGCCAAUUAUUUCACAACUCAUUCAGCCACCAAGUUUGUAGCACUGCCUUCACUGACCUGUACAAUAAGCAAUAUUUUAAAAGAGAAAUAUGAGAAAUCUAGCUAAGAAUAUUUGGGUUGUGACUUUAUAUGGAGACUGUAUCUGUCCCUUGGGUGAAUGUAGAAGAUUAAACAAUGGGGUGAGAAAUACACAUUUUGUUGAAAACCUUUUUUUCACCCAGAGGCUGGUGAGAAUCUAGAACUCACUGCCUGUAAGAGUAGGAGAGGCAGACACCCUCAUAAUAUUUAGGAAGUAUUUAGAUGUUCACUUGCAAUGCCAAAAUAUACUGGGCUGUGGGUUGCAAAAUGGGAUUAGAAUAGUUAGGUGUAAAUAAGUUUUAAAAGGCUGGCAUCUUACCACCAAUCACCCUUUAUUCACAAAUGCAUAGCUUUUGACAGUGCCUGACAUUCAUCGUUUUAUGUCAGCCAGGGCUCCCUGAUUGGACCAGGUUAAUAGCCCAUAACAGGGAACUCAUUUUCCAUGAGGUCCACCUGGCUUACCUUCUUAUAGUCACUACAAGGUGGUAGUUAUUGACUAGCACAGACUCGAUGGCCUGAAGGGCCUCUUUCAGUGCUGUAGACUACACUUGUGUGCAAAUUGUGCGCAAUUCCUACAUUACAACAGUGACUACUCUUCCUUUAACCUCUGUAAACCAUUUGGGGAAUCCUGAGGCUGUGAAAGGAUAAAUGCAAUUCCUUUCUUCCAACUCAUUUUUUAAGCUGCCCCUUUGCAGAACGUUGUUGAGACUUACGUUUACACCAGUCCACUAUAAAGGAAAUCAAAUUACUUUUACAGUGAGCAUUUAUCCAGUGUUAAUGUUUGCAGUAGUGAAGAAGGGUUAUUGUGCCCUAAACGUUAUAUAGAACAUAGAACAUUACAGCACAGGAACAGGCCAUUUGGCCCACCAUGUCCGUGCUGACCAUGCUGUCAUUCUAAACUAACCUGCCUGUAUGUGGCCCGCAUCUCACUCUUUCCUGCCUGUUCAUGUGUCUGUCUGUCUAAAUGUCUUUUAAAAGCUCUGCUUUCUCUUCACUCAUGCUGCCAGAUCUGCUGAGUUUCUCCAGCAUCUGCAGUAUUUUGUUUUAUAGAAAUGUUUAUUGUCUGAUUGAAAUCUGGGCUGCUGAUUCAUUUAAAGAAUGUCCUGGAGUCAAUUCAAUAUCAGCCAAACUGGUAAAUUUCCUUCCCUGAAAGGCAUCUGCGAACCAAGUGUGUUUUCACACUGUUGUGAUCUUUUUUCCCUACCAAUUAUCGAUUUCCAAAUGUUUCUGACCAGUGUGUCCCAAAGUGGGGUUUGGGACCCCAGGUGAGGUUUGGGGGUUGGAGCUGAGACAGCAAUAGAGUUCUGACCAGGUUAUAACAGCUGGGUUCCUGCUCUCUCAACCCCCACCCCACUCCUCUUACCCCACUCUUGCAACACAUCUGAGGGGUUGCAACAGUUUUUAAAGCCUUUAUGUGGGAUCACAGUGGGAGAAAGUUUGAGGAGCGCUGUUUUAAACUAACUUCAGCUUCACAAACUGUGGUGGAGGAGCUAUUAAGCCUGAUUAUUAGGCCUACCCUUUCUGUGUUUGGUGCAGUAGCUUAAUUUCUGUCCUACUCUAUCCUGCUACUGUUGCCCUGAGAUCACGAUGGGGUUAGUGGUAGAAUGGCCGAUAGAUUAGAUAAAGGCUCUGGCUGUGUUUCCAAUGACUGCAAUCUGCAGAAUCCACAAAGAGCUGAGAGCAAACUGCCAUCAUUCUGGUUGGUGGAGAGCAGCUGAUGAUGGUGCUGCCUGGGUGUAAAGCCUCGAAGAUAGAAUGGAGAGAGUUCAUUCUCUCCCACUCCCUGUGCGGAUUCCCAAUCUCAUGCUAGCCAUUACUCCCAGGCUCAAGGAGGCCUUGCUCCUGGUGCAGGCCUCUUCCCUACUCCCAGAUUCCCACUACCUGCUCCCGCUGGAGGUCCAGCCAACCCUUCACCCCCUCCCACUUCCCAGUCCCUCGUCAGUAGCAUAUCCACUGGUGAUGACUGUUCAGAGAAGAAAUUAAAUAGUUAGGUCGGUGUUUUUGACCAGUGCAAACUCAGUGGCCCGCGAGGCCUUUUACUGUACUGUAGACAAUAGGACUGUCCCCCAUUGGAGAGAGAGUCGCAACUUGUGGUGGUUUAACCUGAGAGUCACCAUGCCUCAAAUGAGGGCAGAGGUUGAGAAGGAGAGUCCCUCAUAUUAACCUCAGCCGGGGUGGGAAUUGAACUCAUUUUCCAUCUUUAUGACUAUAUGACACACUGGUCUCCAGACCUUUGAUGCUAAUGUAAGUCACAUUCAUCUCUGGCUCUCUCCAAGUUAUAGUAAUGAUAACGGACUCUCUGGAAAUAUCUGACAGUUUGCUGCCUGUGGUGCUAAAAGAUCAUGUAUUUGCAUUCUCUUGAAUGUUGGUGGUGUUUUGUAUCUGAAUAAACUUGAAAUAAGGUCAA
This is a messenger RNA of Rhincodon typus (whale shark), 2997 nucleotides long. Its product is annotated as protein mono-ADP-ribosyltransferase PARP11-like. NCBI's taxonomy places the organism in Eukaryota, Metazoa, Chordata, Chondrichthyes, Orectolobiformes, Rhincodontidae. The coding region runs from base 46 to 345 and encodes 99 amino acids. The record is from RefSeq and is a predicted model, not a curated record. Gene Ontology annotation, molecular function: zinc ion binding. The transcript is spliced from 3 exons.